Molecule: messenger RNA, 1065 nt
Organism: Cadophora gregata
Lineage: Eukaryota; Fungi; Ascomycota; Leotiomycetes; Helotiales; Ploettnerulaceae
Exons: 4
Coding region: 1-915 (304 amino acids)
Source: RefSeq, a predicted model, not a curated record
AUGUCUCAAACUGUAUCUGUCUGCAUUGGCCAGAUCUCGCACUUCCCUCCAUCUUGUUCACAUGAAACUGUAAAGAGGGUCUGGCACCAUGUUUGCCAAGUCCAGGUCUUUGUUGAUCUAUCUAUAAGUACCUCUGAUUAUCCUCCUCAUUUUAAUCCUGCAUCACACAACAAAGUCCUCAUCACUACAACCAAGUCCUCAUUUCAGAACCAACUCCAUCUCAUCCACCUCCACCAACCAAUAUACCACAUCCUACCACACCCACUCAGUUCAGCUCCAACUCAUCAAAUCGACAAAAUACAGUUCUCCGCCAUCACCACUUUCGCCCUUCUCGGAAGCGCUUUGGCCGCUCCAGCUCCCAUUGAGCAGAGAGGACUCACUGAGUCUGUUGGCCUAAUCGUCGACACCUUGAACGCCACUGUCACCCAAAACUUAGGUCAAAUCACCAACCUUGUUUCCGGUGUCAAGAAUAACGUGGAAGCAUCCGUCCAAGUAGCGGCUCAAGUCGGGGCCGACUUCCAAGCCAUUGCAGCAGCACUUACUACAGCCGCUCAAGGCAUCACAGCUGCUACAGUAACAGGGAUUGGCGGACUCAGCGGACAACUUCUUCUCCUUUCUGACACCCAAAUCAAAGCGUUAGCUGCGAGUCUCGCCGAGGCGCAGGCACUGGUUAAGCAAAUUGGCGUGACAAUUACUCUGACGACGACCAACUUGGCUCCAAUUGCACUUCAAACCAUUCAAGCCGAGCUUGAUGCAGCGGCGGCUGCUGUCAUUCCUUUCGUUGGACCUCUCACUAAGUUCGCCACUGCUGUUGCCAAUGCUCAGCUUGGGUUGAGUGCUGCUGUCACUGGCUUGCAAAAGGCCGUGAUUGGGUUGGUCGGUAUUCUUGGAAACCUUCUUGCAGGCUUGUUGUAAGAGACAGAUGGGAUUUCACUGUCAAACUUUACCACAUCCUUUUGUGGUGCUUCAAACGACCCGUAGCUGGCUAGUUUGGUCUUGAUAUAUGUGGCACUACGCUAAGCUAUACUUUCAUUUGUUUUCAUCUAAUAGUGUAUUAAUCGAGAU